This is a messenger RNA of Linum trigynum, 1713 nucleotides long. The record is from the annotation of a GenBank genome assembly. Lineage: Eukaryota; Viridiplantae; Streptophyta; Magnoliopsida; Malpighiales; Linaceae.
AUGGACACUCACUCUCACCUGACUGCACCCAAUCGUUCCCGCAGUUCCCAGUCACCGUCCCCUUCCCACUCCGCCUCCGCCUCCGCCACCUCGUCUAUGCACAAGCGCAAGCUAGCCGCGGCAGCCUCGGCUGCGUCUGACGACCACGCUCCUCCUCCAUUCCCUCCCUCUUCCUUCUCCGCUGACACUCGCGACGGCGCGCUGACCUCCAACGACGACCUCGAGAGCAUCUCGGCCCGCGGAGCCGACUCCGACUCCGACGAUUCCGACGCCGUCGUUGACGAAGACGACGACGAGUUCGACAAUGACUCCUCUAUGCGCACAUUCACUGCUGCUCGUCUGGAGACGAAUGCCGGCGCCUCGGCUGCUGGCACGGGCUCUGGUGGGGUCGGGGGAGGGACUUCUUCCUCCGGUCGUAAUUCGAAGCUAAAAUCGGAGAAUGCGACGGUGAAGAUUGAGAAUCCGGGCGGCGGGAAGGAUGGAGGUCUCGCUGGGACGGCUGCAGGGGGUUCCGCUACUGCAGGGAGCUCGGCCGCAGGGGCUGUGGCGAAGGAGGAUUCUGUCAAGAUAUUCACCGAGAAUUUGCAGACGAGUGGUGCUUAUAGUGCUAGGGAAGAGAAUCUGAAGAAAGAGGAAGAAGCUGGCAGGCUCAAGUUCGUUUGUGUUUCAAACGAUGGAGUUGAUGAACAUAUGAUUUGGUUGAUAGGUUUGAAGAAUGUAUUUGCCAAGCAAUUGCCUAAUAUGCCCAAGGAGUACCUGGUCCGUCUUGUAAUGGACAGAACUCAUAAAUCUGUAAUGGUUAUCAGACGUAAUCUGGUUGUUGGUGGCAUCACAUACCGUCCCCAUGCCAGCCAAAAGUUUGGCGAAAUUGCUUUCUUGGCAAUCUCGUCGGAUGAACAAGUGAAAGGUUAUGGCACAAGAUUGAUGAAUCACUUAAAGCAGCAUGCACGUGAUGCUGAUGGCCUCACUCAUUUUCUGACUUAUGCUGACAACAAUGCUGUUGGUUAUUUUAUCAAGCAGGGUUUUACCAAAGAGAUCUACUUGGACAAAGACCGAUGGCAGGGAUAUAUCAAGGACUAUGAUGGAGGCAUCCUCAUGGAAUGUAAAAUAAAUCCUAAACUUCCAUAUACCGACUUAUCAACCAUGAUUCGUAGGCAGAGAUUGGCUAUUGAUGAGAAGAUAAGAGAGCUAUCCAAUUGCCACAUAGUUUACCCUGGGCUUGACUUUCAGAAGAAAGAAGCUGGUGUCCCGAAAAAGAUCCACAAAGUUGAGGAUAUCCCUGGCUUGAGAGAGGCUGGGUGGACUCCUGAUCAAUGGGGUCAUUCCCGGUUCAAAAAUUUAAAUCCUUCCACAGACAGCACAACUAAUAUAAAGCACUGGGCAGCCUUCAUGCGCUCCCUUCUAAAGGCAAUGCAUGAUCACGUUGAUGCUUGGCCAUUUAAAGAACCAGUCGAUGCUCAUGAUGUUCCUGAUUAUUACGAAAUCAUCAAAGAUCCCAUCGAUCUUAAGACAAUGUUGAAAAGGGUAGAGUCGGAACAAUAUUACGUAACCUUCGACAUGUUUGUCGCAGACGUGAAACGUAUGUUUGCCAAUGCACGAACAUACAACUCCCCGGACACUAUUUACUACAAGUGUGCAACCAGGUUGGAAUCCCAUUUCCAGAGCAAAGUUCAAUCUGGUCUCCAAUCAGGUGCCAAGAUUCAGCAGCAGUAA